CUGAUAUAGCUUCCUGUGGUUAAAUCCGAUGAUGACAAUGUGAAAUUGCAUGAAUAAAAACUUCAUCAUGACCAUCAUGACUGUAUUGAAGAUACAUUAUGAGAUGACAAUUGAUGACUACACAGUGAUACACAAGAGUUUCGGUGGGUGUGGGUUUGAGGCUUUAGCCACUUACAAAGUUGUAAUGCCGGCGUUGAUAAUACACUAACACAGACACUUUUUGCUUUUGACAUUUGCUCCCUUUACCCGUUUUGUUAAAAUAGUUAAAAUAUUAAAAAAUGAGCGUAGUUCCAGAGAAAAUAGAUAACAUAACAAAUAAGUUUUUGUCCCAUUCAGAUUCUCAACCUAUAACUCCAGAUGAUGUUUUGAAAUUAACAAAAAUUGCAGAUACGUACUUGUGUGAUCCUGAUGCUAAUAUUUAUGGCAUCGAUUUUACUAGGUUCAAACUGAGAGACCUAGAAAGUGGAGCUGUUCUUUUCGAGAUAGCAAAACCAGUUUCAGAAAGUAUCGAAGAUUCCAAUCAGAAAACAAUUGAAAAUGAGGAAACACUAGACCCCAAUGCAGGAAGAUUUGUGAGAUAUCAAUUUACACCACAUUUUCUGAAAUUGGAAACUGUCGGAGCAACGGUUGAAUUCACUGUUGGAAGCAGACCUGUGAACAACUUCAGGAUGAUCGAAAGACACUUCUUCCGAGACAAGCUACUAAAAACGUUCGAUUUCGAAUUUGGUUUUUGCAUACCUUAUUCAAGAAACACAUGUGAACACAUCUAUGAGUUCCCUUCACUACCCACCGAUCUUGUCGACGAAAUGAUAGCGUGCCCUUUUGAGACCAGAUCGGAUUCAUUUUACUUCGUUGACAACUGUCUUAUAAUGCACAAUAAGGCUGACUAUGCUUACAAUGGCGGUAUGGCCACGUAACCAUAAAAU
Messenger RNA from Phaedon cochleariae (mustard beetle), 926 nucleotides. Lineage: Eukaryota; Metazoa; Arthropoda; Insecta; Coleoptera; Chrysomelidae. The record is from the annotation of a GenBank genome assembly.